UCUCUGCAGUUAGUUUUGUUAUGUUGCGGAGAAGAAGGAAGACAACAUUGAGCAUUGCAGAGGGGAUGAGGGAAUAGGCUUUGCUUUUUAAUUGAUGAAAUUAAUUAUUUUUAUAUGAACAAUUAUAACAAAAUUGCUACGUCUGUCACCAAAGCAGUUGGAUGUCUAAAAUAUCAGAGAUGCACGCAGAAGUAGAAGAUGAUUGUAUGUACUACAUAACAGCAAGCCUAGUUACUCUUUUGGCUGUAUUGAUUGUGGUUAGAUUUUCCCAGAGAAUCAUGAAAUCUCAAAAAACAGAGGAACAAGAAAUUGUCCAUGAACAGGCGGAUAAAAAAAGUGAAGAUAAAGAGGUUGAUAGCGAUAUUGAUGAUGUACUUAUCAAACCGGAGGAGAUAGAAGAGAUCAGUGAAUCAUCUGUCGUUGCAGAUGACAACUCGGAUGAAAUGAAAGAGACUGACUUCCGGUGUGAGAGUCUUCAAGGCAAAUUGAAGCAGGCGCGACAGAGGAAGAUGAAGGAGAAGCUAGAGGGGCAUAUGACUGAGGGACAGAUUGAUGCUGAAUCAGAAGCAAAAAAAUCGCAGCUGGAGGCAAUAUUCCAACUUAUGGAACAGAGCAAGGACACCUUUGGCAUUGAUAAUAUGAACGACGUCCAAGAUCAACUAAAAUUGUACGCCUUGUAACUGACCAAUUAAUGUCAUACACUGACCAAUCAGUGACAAGUAAAUGCAAAGGGACAUUAACAUAUAUUUUCACUUCAUAAAUUGAGUAGAAAGGGAGAGAAAUUACUGUUAUUUAGAAGAUAUCUUUGAUGAUAAUGAAUUUGUAAAUUUGAAAUUUUGUUGGAAAUGUUUAGUUGGUUGUUUAGUGUUAUGUUUUUAAUAGAAUAAAAUGUUUGAUAAAUUAA
Anneissia japonica is the source of this 904-nucleotide messenger RNA. Its product is annotated as matrix-remodeling-associated protein 7-like. The record is from RefSeq and is a predicted model, not a curated record. The coding region runs from base 162 to 680 and encodes 172 amino acids. The transcript has 4 exons. Lineage: Eukaryota; Metazoa; Echinodermata; Crinoidea; Comatulida; Comatulidae.